AUGUUCUCUCCCCUUCGAACACGACAACUUCUAGCACUUCUAGGGAGAAACCAGAAAAUUGUUGAUCCGACGCCACUUUCGUCAUCACUAUCCCAAACAUCCCAUCAGUUCUCAACAACAGCAAAAGCAGAUAUGGCGACCGUCAAGGAUGAUAAAAUUACCAAUUGGGUCAGUCCUUCUGAUACCACUGGCGAAUUCAAACGCGAGCAAUCUGCGUUACGCAAUUGGAUUUCCAGGGAGCCUGGGGCGCAAUUCCCACCAGAAAAAGGCCGGUAUCAUCUCUAUGUCUCAUAUGCGUGUCCAUGGGCCCACCGGACUCUCAUUGUGCGAAAGCUCAAAGGCUUGGAAGAUAUAAUUCCCUUCACAGCUGUGCAUUGGCACUUGGGUGACAGGGGUUGGCGGUUCGCCACCCCCGAGGAAAAUUUACCAGGCGAGAACGUGAGGCCCGACCGAGUUCAUGAAGGCUUUACGCAUCUCAGGCAGAUUUAUUUCAAAGUUGAUCCCGAGUAUAAGGGGAGAUUUACGGUGCCUGCGCUCUAUGAUGUCAAGACGGGAAGGAUUGUGAGUAAUGAGAGCUCCGAGAUCAUUCGCAUGUUUUACCAUGAGUUCGACGAUUUGUUGCCAGAGAAAUAUAAAAAGGUUGAUUUGUUGCCGCAGAAUUUGCGGAAGGAUAUUGAAGAGACGAAUGAAUGGACGUAUAAUGAUGUGAAUAACGGUGUAUACAAAUGCGGAUUUGCAACAACCCAAUCAGCCUACGAGAAAGCCAUGACCACCCUCUUCACCUCCCUCGACCGCAUUGAAUCGCACCUCCAGUCAAGACUCGAUGCUAGUUCCUCUAAAACGUCACCAAUUUACUACUUCGGCGAUAGCAUCACCGAAGCAGACGUCCGCCUAUACACCACCAUCGUCCGUUUCGACGCAGUCUACGUACAGCAUUUCAAGACAAAUAUCCGUGACAUCCGCUCCGGGUAUCCUGCACUUCACCGCUGGCUGCGCCAUCUGUACUGGGAUAUUCCCGCUUUUCACGACACGACGCAGUUCGAGCAUAUUAAGAAACAUUAUACUAAGAGUCAUACGCAGAUUAAUCAGUUUGGCAUCACGCCCGUAGGGCCGUUGCCGGAUAUCUUGCCGAAGGAUCAGGAGGUCGCGACUGUUAUGGCGGUGAAGAAGUGA
Messenger RNA from Paracoccidioides brasiliensis Pb18, 1173 nucleotides. RefSeq lists its product as uncharacterized. Gene Ontology annotation, cellular component: cytoplasm. Bases 1 to 1173 code for a protein of 390 amino acids. The transcript has 5 exons. The record is from RefSeq and is a predicted model, not a curated record. Gene Ontology annotation, molecular function: glutathione transferase activity.